GCACGACUCAAUGCAGAAACUUUCGGCAGCUCGUUGUGUGGCUGAUACAUCAAGUUCGAGUUUUGAGUAAAGAAAAGUUAAGGGCUGCUUCCACGUUGCAUCCUGCAUGCUUGACAACUUUUCCUUUUCCAAUAGGUGGAAAGAAGUCAAGGACGUUCUGAGAAAUGCAAUAGCGCAACCACUAAAAAAGAACUUGACCCUUGAGGAGCGAACGGCUGUGAGUGAGACGUCGUUGCGAAUCUUCCUUGCCUGUUUUCCAGUAGUAAAGAAGGACAACCAGUUGGCUAGAUAUCUGGCGCCCUUUCUGUUGCGGAUCAUCUUCAUUCAGGCUGCGAAGGCAAAGACAGAAGCUGAGGCUACCAACAAGAACACAACGUCUGCGACAUCAGCAUCUCGAAAUCAAAACAAUGUUAUGGCUAACGCUCAUAUCAAAGCAUCCUCAAAACUUCAUUCUUGGCCAAAGCGAAUCCAAGAUGAAUGGCGUCGAGGAUGCAAACGUCGAGUGGCAGCUCUAACAAUGACUACAGCAUCGAUGCUGGUGGCGGUUUCAUGCGGAAUAUUUCGAGACCAGCGAAAGAAAACCGCUUGUUGAAAAAUCACACGAGUACAAACUCUUGCACCUCAGAACAUGCCAAUCUGACAGGAGGAACAGCCUCCGCCUCCAUGUCGCCUUCUAUGUCCACCACCUCCAGUUUAGAAGAACUAAGGAGACGAUUGGAGGGUCUGUUGCGUGAGGAGCAUACGGAGGCCAAUGCAGCGGUGUUUGAGGUAGUGGAUUUGCUCUGUUAAGGCUUCGCCGACGAGUCCAUUCCUCCACACGCCUAUCCUCCUUUUCAAGGGGAUCAUGGGGAACGAAAGGGGAAAUACAAAUAUAUUUAGCAGGGUUAAUAAAAUUUCCAUCUUUCUCGAGAGUCGAGAUGGAAUGGAUCAGGGUGAAGAGGUCUAAUUCUGGUCUUGGCUGAAUAACUGUGGCGCAAAUCAAAUAUCCCUAUUGGAUAGGAUGCUGGCCAUCCAUAAUUUAAGACAUGACUAAGACUUAGACUCUCUAUAGUAUAGAAAUUGAGCAGAUCGAUCUCUUUCUAGCUAAGCUGUUGCUAUAUAAUGCGUUCUAUCUUCACUGAACGGCCUCAAAUGUUGCUGCGAAAUGCUACGAACGAGGUGUCAUGACAUGACAUGACAUACUAGAAGUCUAGAGUAUACCUUAGAGUGCAACAUAACUCUAUCUUCUAAACCCAGUGAAAGGCAGGCAGCGCAUGGGUUGGAAUAUACCGGAAACACCCUUUCCGCCUCCCGGCAUCGGUGUGAGUCACUUUGCCGAAAACGAUGUUGGUCAAGUAUGGAUGAUGUUUUUUGCAUCUAGCAGCCAGACCAUCGAGGCUCCCCCUGCUUUGCCCCUCAACAUUAUAACUGUAUAUUAUAAGUUUAAGUAGCUUAGCAACAAGGGGGUGCCUCGAAGGUCUGCCUAGAUGGAAUGGGCGCCAUUCUUCAUAUCAAGGCCAUCAAGUGCCCCAUUUCUGUCCUUACACGCUGAAGACCAUCACGGCCAAAAGCAUGUGUUGCGCGUUGAACGGAAACCUGAAGGUGAUGAAAAGGCUGACACUGAUACUCCAUACGUUGUCGAAGGAGAAGUUGGUGGAAGCAGCAGAAAGAUGCGGACACCAUGCCAGAGCCCUGCUCUAUCUGGAACAAACAUAUUUCGCGGAUUUUAGCUGCAUCAACGGAGCCGUACCUUUAUUAAGGCUCAAUAUCAUUCCAAUACCAGCAAUUCAUGUAGUUCUUGCAGUAGAAGAAAAAAGAGAAGAAUUCUCUUUUUUCUUCUACUUGGAAAAUAGUUCUUACCGUACUACCGAGAGAAAAUGAGAAAUGGACCCUAGUAAAUGUGAAACGAUAUAAUUUUUAAAGAAGUGAAAGAUUGCUUGUUUGAUCUCUAACGUUACCUGCUGUCGCAGGUUCGGGACCAGCAGAGUCGAGGUCGCAACCUGGUCGGAUUUUAGUCCGCGACAGUUGGACAGCAAUGGCUCCCCCUCCGAAACCUCAUGAGCCGAGGAGAGCGCCUUACGGUGUAGUUUGAAUAGUUACUAGAAGCUAGAACAAUUUGAAAGCUGGUUCAUCCUUAGUAACGUCGUCUUCUUGUUGAAGUCGUCGAAGAUGAUGAUUAUGAUAAAAGGUGGAAGAAGAAACGUGUGCUGACGACCGACGGAUCGGCGACCCACUGUUCGGUUUCCUCCAUUUCCUCUGAUACUGAAUAUACUGCGUCCAACAUCAUGUAGACUCUAUCUAAUACUAGGAGGCUCAGCCUAUACCAGGCUAUCCGAACGCAGUGGGUCUGGGUCCUCCGAUCGAUGUACGCGAUGCAAAAGAGGCAGAAGCACACUACGACAGGAAGAUGAUGUCUCCAGCGGAAGGUGGAACGGCUAUGGCCUCUACAGUUGUAUCAAUAAGUACUAUUUAGACUUUCUUGAGUUGUCGAGAUGCAUAUUGAAUUUCAAUUUCUAUUUUUCUCAGCAUCUCGAUGCCCUUUCAUCCCUUUCCCCUGAAAUACAACAAGGCCAAAGAACAAGGCGUCGAGAUGUGGGCACCACCGAGAUCGAGGUGAGUAAAGUUUUUAAAGCCUGACUCAUCCUCUAAGAGUAGUGUCUACGUCCCAUUAGUCGGAGCGGCAACGCUGGACACAAAGACGAUCCAUUUUAAGUGGUCUCAACACACAACCUAUUGGACUCGGUGGUUUACAAAACCCCAACUAAGGGAGCAGAGUGCUUUACAGCUUCAACGCUUACAUUAAGGCUACCCCGCAUGGAGACGACCCCCAGUGCAUCAUGACAUCCUUGGCCAUUUUUCUACCUGGAAAAGCGGCCAAGGAUGCACUCAGGGACGCCAACGCUGCAGUAGUGCUAAUUCCACCGCAUUCUACAAUGUCCGGAUGCUGCCCUAGGGGCUCUCCAGUGUGCGCAGACCGCCGGACCGACGACCAAAGUGCUGAGGACUGAGCUACAGGAAAGUUAUGCUGCUCAGCUUUUUUUCCUAUUCGUCUAUCGCAGAAUUAUCUGGUUGCUCUACAACUUCCUCCAUACUAGAGUACUACUCGAGUAAACGGAAUAUAGGUAGAGGUACAAACACGUGAUGAGGGGGCGGAGAUGAAUAUAAUUUAUAGCACGACCACUCGUCCCUAAGAAAGAUGGGCUGACGCUUUAGCUUUGUAUUUACGAAGAGCGGCAACAGAGCCAGCAUCACAGCACGCUGUGUGGGAUGGUGUUGCGCGGUCGAUGUUAGCUAGUCGCCAGUACGAGAAUGCUUUGUCCGUUUGCUCGACUUUACCUGCAAUCCGAAGAGGCUUCUUGACAAACACUGGCAACACUGAGCGAAGACAGGCUCUGGAAGAUGAAUCGAGGCAAGUUGUACUAGGAGAACGUGGACUACAAGGCCAAUUAAGGGCACGCUAAAGGUGUUCUCGUUGCCGUUUGUUAUGGCUCUCCACCUAACAAGGGAGACAGGCAUAACAAACGGAAUAAACGAACACCAAAAGGAGCCUACCUCUAAGUCAACACGCAAACGCUACAACUGAGAACUCGCACCCUACCAAGACCCCAAAAGGCCCUGGUCGAGGAGGUUUCGGAGGUAAGUUAUCCGCUCGACACGCAGCUAAAUUAUGGGUACCGGCGUCAGCCCCCAUUUGUUUUUACGCCAUCUUUUAGUCAGUUCCUUCUGGGAACAAUAGGCUAAAAGUAUGAUGAAGAUGUUUCCUACAAACGAUGGGUAGUUAUCGGUACCUCUAAGUAACGAUGUACUUCUUUUGACUGAUGAAAGGGCGCCUCCGAUGAUGAACAACGACGACUCAAAACACGUACCUCCGACAGGAGCCGACCUUCAUGGGACGGCUAAAAGAACUACUCCGGGUCGUGGACGCAUGAAAAAGAACAAAUACGAUGACGACGAAGUAGUAGAUCCUCAAGGUCUACUUCUAAGAGCAGACAGCUCACGAGUGUCCUCUCUACGACAGCGCUCAGCUUUACUGCGCCACAUGGAUCCAAUUCACGCGCAAGAGUGUUCUUCGCUUGUACUUUCCCGAUAUGCAUGCGAAGCAGCUUGGAGAUUGAGUGAUUGUUAAGGCUUCUAAGUACUUUAUCAGUAUCACUUCUAAGGGUGAAAACAAAAAGGCAAACUCACUCCAUCUCAAUUACAACAACUACCUCAGAAGAUAUUAGUGAAAAGCUUAGACAGUUCCACUAGGUACUGCUAAGAUUGGGAUCAGCUACGCGACCUCGUUGAGCGCCGGGAUGCGGUAGGACGUUACCCUUGUGGACACUAUAUGUUUGACCAACCGGUGGAGGAUGUGCCGUUUAUUCCUGCUGGAGCGGAUAACUCUACAAUUAAGAGCGGAUAACCCUGCAAGCAACAUUGCAUCGGAUGUAAUGCUUGCACUGUAAGACUAACAUCUUACAACUUCUAAGAAACAGGACACAGUCGGAGGAACGACCUCUAAUACAAGCUCAGGAGGAAUGUUCGAUGAAGACGCCGAAAACGUAGGCUGUUUGGUAGACGAGAAAGCGAGAAGACCUCUGAGCAAAACAGGCGCCGCUUCUGGAGGAGGUGCUGCUGCUGGAGCUAGUAGCUCGUCGACAGCUCCCCAUGCCGGAAAACUACAAGAUGAAGAGGACAACGCAUUGACGCCGUUGGGCCAUAGCACGGAUCCGGUAACGCGAGAUAUUGAGGCUUUCAUCGCUGACACAUUGCAUGGUGGACAUGGCCUCAACCUCGAAGAUGAAAAUCAAGUAGCUGAGCGUAGACGAUCCAGUGUCACGAAUAAUAUCAAUGUUCUAGUAGGAGAACACCAUCAUCAUCUACUUCCGAUUGCCGGUGGUGGUCCUAAGAAAAAUAUAGGAACAUCAUCAAUUCUUGGAGGUCAACAACAACAAAAUAUACCGGGUAGUUGUAGUUCCCAUCAGAAUCAGUAUCAGAACUUUGGAGGAUUUGGUAAUGUAGUUGCACCCCCACCUGGAGGGCAAGUGGUGUCAAUUUUUCACGGAUCAGCGCAGGGAAUGGCUCCAUAUGGUGCCGCAGGAGGUGGAGGCUUGAGCAAUCCCAACGGGAUCAUGGGCGUGCCUCAUCAUAUGCAAAUGCAACAACAGAAUAUGGGAUCAUUUCAAGGAUUUCAAUAUCAGCAACCUCAUGGAAGUGCAAGUAGUGGCAAGGGCCUAGCAGGAUCCAACAUGCCACUACAAGGCCAGUUUGGUUUACCUGCUCAGCAUCAAAUUUAAGGCUACCGCUGAAGCAUAUCCUUAAUCAUGUCACCCACCCUUGGCCUCUUUUUCAAGGGGAAAAAUGGCGCAAGAAUGGGCUCGGGGAUGCCGAUGCGCCGCAGUAGCUCUAACAAAUAGUGGGUAACUUCCUGCCACAACAAGGUCCGCUGGGACCUUUUGGAGCACCGCGUCCAGCAGGUGCCCCAUCGAUUCAGCAGACAAUCCUGCCUAAUACCACACCUGGCACAGCCCUACAUGCCAUGCAGCUGGAAGCGGCAAGACGUAAGAGUGCGACGAUGACGGGUAAUGUGGGUUUUGCUGGUGGUGCUUCCACAAGCACAACCACAAACACUGGGGGUCCGCUUUUUCAACCUCCUGGGACUGUUUUACAGGAGUCAGAGGAAAUGAACUUGGGAAGUCAUGACGACGCUGCCCCUGGUGGCAAGAAGAAUCCGAAGCGAGCACGCGUAGUGAUAGACCUCGAACAACAAGACGAAAGUGGUGGAGACACAAAACGAUCGCGGGGUGAAGACUCGGUGAGCAGGACUGACGUUGCCUCGAAUAAUCUCCGUGCAAAAGCGGUGGACAGAACAGCGAAAAAACGGGCUCUGCAAAGGCAUCUGUCGUCGCCCAGGAUUACGAAGACCGGUGCGGGAGCAGGUGAACAAAUAGAAGGUGCUGAUUCUGAAGUAGAUCAUCAACAUGGUCGUGUUAAGAAAAGUACGAUUGGUUAUACUUCGUCUCAUCUUGGGACUGGCACUAGCCUCAGCAGCACCAAAGUGGUGGUUUUCAGUCCGACGAAGAGGAAAAAGACAAACAAGCGCACUCUGAAGCGGCUCGGAUCGAGGUUGUCUGUCGUGGAUGAGGACGGCGAAGGGGGAGCAGAUCAGCAUGGUGGCGAUCAGGAUGGUGAACACGAUGAGCUUAACAGUGAUGAGGAACGCAUCUUAGCGAGCGGCAUUCGCAAGGAACUCCAACACAGUGCGCUACGAAGGCACAAGUCGGCAGCCAAUAGUAUGCAAUCGUUAAGGCUACAAGAAAUCCAUCUUCACCGGCAUCCUGCGACCGUUUUCAAAGGGAGAAGAAGCUUCGCGGAUGCCUUUCCGGCAGUAGAUGGGUCUCUCUUAGUAAGUUCUAAAAUCGUCAGUCAGUCGCAGUGCAAAUAGGGGACUCCGACGGAGCGCGUCUGCAUCGAGGAGAGGGGGAGGGGGUCAAAAUUUCCUGUCAGACGACGAAGAUCUCGUGAUGGAUAAGUACAAAGCAGUGCUGUACAGGAAUAAAAGCGAUCCUCGGAAUGAUUUCGGUGGAACAAGGCAAGAAAAUAAUAGUUCUAAAGUCGAUCAGACGUCGAGCCGUGGACCAUCUUCCGCACGUAAUGCGGCGCAGAGUGGUUUGGGGGGUGACUCUGCACGUCGAAGACAUCAAGGGGAAGACAUCAUCAAGACAACGAGACCAGCUAUGCCUACAGCUAGUACCACAAAAGCGGGCACCUCUAACAAGAAGCCCCUCAUCUCUAGUACAACCACUCCUGGCAACGUACAGCAAUUUCUUAAAGCUAAAAAUCAAGUUGGUGCACCAGCAUCUACCCAACAAGCCGGAGGCCCAGUAGAUUACCCUGUUGACCCGGUUUCUCCAAUUCUCCCUGGCGCUCCGAGAUAUGCCGCCGCUCAGGACUGCCAGGCAACUCUAGCUGCUAUGAAUGCACGUUAUUUGGCCCACGACUACAGAGAUUUCGACAUUCAGCAGAACAAUGCAGCUACUCAAGGAGGAUACUCA
Molecule: messenger RNA, 7013 nt
Organism: Amoebophrya sp. A25
Lineage: Eukaryota; Dinophyceae; Syndiniales; Amoebophryaceae
Source: the annotation of a GenBank genome assembly